Dryobates pubescens (Downy woodpecker) is the source of this 1119-nucleotide messenger RNA. RefSeq names its product CD276 molecule (gene CD276). Lineage: Eukaryota; Metazoa; Chordata; Aves; Piciformes; Picidae. The coding region runs from base 181 to 1119 and encodes 312 amino acids. The record is from RefSeq and is a predicted model, not a curated record. The transcript has 8 exons.
CCGGCGGGACCCCGGCAGGAAGCGGUCACAGCCAAUCGGGGCCGGGGCCGCCGCCCCGGGACCGGCCGGUCCGUUCCGCGCCGCCUUCCCGCACUUGCUGCAAGACAGAAGACUCCUCCUGAGGACACCCAGGGCAGUGCUUCCUUCUGCCUCCUUCCCCAGGCCUUGCCCACAUCAAGGAUGCUCAGCCCCCUGCUUGCCCUGGGAGCGCUGCUGCUCAGCCUGGCAGGUGCCCUGGAGAUCCGGGUGCCGGAGGAGCCCGUGGUGGGGCUGUUCGGCCGCGACGCCACCCUGCGCUGCUCCUUCUCCCCCGACGCCGACUUCAGCCUGGCCGACCUGACCCUCAUCUGGCACCUGACGGACACCCAGCGCUCGGUGCACAGCUUCUCGGGCGGCCGGGACCGGCUGGAGGACCAGAGCGGGGCCUACGCCAACCGCACGGCGCUCUUCUACGACCGGCUGGCGCAGGGCGACGUCUCCCUGCUGCUGCGCCGCGUGGCCAUCGCCGACGAGGGCAGCUUCACCUGCUUCGUGCGCGUGCGCGAGCACCGCAGCGCCGCCGUCACCCUGCAGGUGGCAGCUCCCUACUCCAAGCCCGUCGUGAGCCUGGAGCCGCACCAGGACCUGAAGGCCGGCGACCUGGCGGCGGUGAGCUGCUACGCGUCCCGCGGCUACCCCGAGGCCAGCGUCCUCUGGCAGGACAGCCAGGGCAGCAACAUCACAGCCAACAUCACCACCUCCCAGGUGGCCAACCAGGAAGGUCUCUUUGAUGUCAACAGCGUCCUCCAGGUGCUGGUGGAGCCUGGCAGCACCUACUCCUGCUUGGUGCACAACCCGGUGCUGCAGCAGGAGGCCAGAGCUUCCGUCACCAUCACAGGCCAGCACCUGGCCUUCCCCGCGGCGGCGCUGUGGGUGUCGCUGGCGCUGGGGCUCUGCGUGCUGCUGCUGCUGCUGCUGCUGCUCCACAUCUGCCUGAAGAAAAUCCGCCAGAGCGCCGAGCAGGAGGAGCACAACGCAGGGACAGAGGAGCAGGAGGAGGAGGGGGAAGAGCCCAAGACAGCCCUGCAGCCACUGAAGAGCCUGGAGAGCAAGGAUGAUAAGGAGCAGGAGAUCGAUUGA